Messenger RNA from Nilaparvata lugens (brown planthopper), 914 nucleotides. RefSeq lists its product as uncharacterized. The transcript is spliced from 3 exons. The record is from RefSeq and is a predicted model, not a curated record. Lineage: Eukaryota; Metazoa; Arthropoda; Insecta; Hemiptera; Delphacidae. Bases 569 to 877 code for a protein of 102 amino acids.
AACUGUGUACACGAUAUCUCAUCUCCCAAUUAACGGAAUGACUUGAAAUUUAGAACUAUAUUACUAUAUUUGGAACUAUAUAGAUACUAUUUGUAUCUAUAUACUUGUAUGUUAAUAAUAGAGGUACAAAAUUGAACUGUAUGUCGAAUUGUCCUAUUUGUAAUAUUCGUGAGAGAGAAGAUAUAGAACAUUUCUUAGUACGCUGUCCAAUGUAUAACUCUAUUCGUUCCUACUUUCUUGGCGAAUUCAUCCAAAAUGUUGUGUCAGAUGCCGACAAAGUAAUGGUACUUCUAUCAAAUUUGAGUGGGAGGAAAAUAAAUAGAGUAUUCCUUUAUCUAGUAAAAGCAAUUGAUAUUCGCGUCUUGAUUUGUAGUGUUGAUACUUGAGUACGUGAUUUCACAAGUGGGAUUUCCUGUAACUCAUAUAAAAUAUGUGUGAUGAUUGCUAUUGCAUGCCCCAAGUAAAAUAAUCACAUUUUGUUUUGGCUUAAAAAUUGAAUGUCCAUCCAAGUUUAGUGUAGUCUUAUUGUAUAAAUCAAGUAAUUCGUUCUAACUUAACUACCAUCAUUAUGCUCAUUAGAAUGCCUGUGGUUUUCUUACAAAGGAUAGGGGGAGGGAAUGUGGAGGACGCGGUUCGGAGAGCACUAGUCCGACUGGUUACUAAUGAAGUGGCCACAAACUUCAGCUGGGAAGGCAGGAAAGGGAAGAGGGCCUUAAACAGCCUUCUGAUUAUUAAAACCCUGGAGAAAGUUGUUGCUGCGUCGCAUACAGACUUUACCAGCAAGCUGUUUGAAAUACGGGUGAAGGAGUGGUUCCGGCAGUCUGGAACCAGAAUUUAUAAUCUAAAAAAAUCUACAAAAAAUAAUACCUUUCACUGAAUUUAUUAUUUAAAUAAAUAUGUAUUUUCAAGCUGUA